Engraulis encrasicolus (European anchovy) is the source of this 2355-nucleotide messenger RNA. RefSeq names its product forkhead box protein I3-B-like. NCBI's taxonomy places the organism in Eukaryota, Metazoa, Chordata, Actinopteri, Clupeiformes, Engraulidae. The coding region runs from base 331 to 1566 and encodes 411 amino acids. The transcript has 2 exons. The record is from RefSeq and is a predicted model, not a curated record. Gene Ontology annotation, molecular function: DNA-binding transcription factor activity, RNA polymerase II-specific; RNA polymerase II cis-regulatory region sequence-specific DNA binding. Gene Ontology annotation, biological process: regulation of transcription by RNA polymerase II; anatomical structure morphogenesis; cell differentiation.
AAGAUCUUUCCCCACACCCAUCUUGCUCCAAGGGGAUCAAGUGAGGUGUGACACUGCCUCAAAGACAGCCAAUCAGAAUGGACAGAGGCGUCGCCAGACCUGUUGUAGGCCUGGCGUAGACCUAUAAAGAGCCCAGGUAGGACAGGUGGCAGGUUAGGAUGCUACAGACAAAUAGACCCUCCAGAGGUACACACGGCAACCUGCAGACUUAACCCAACCACCUCUGGCGACAGCAUCAGACAAAGACGCCUUCAAGAGAAAGACAUCCGUCAGAGACAAAGACAACCUUCAGAGUGCUGGACCUCCUCCAGCGUUCUUUAGAACUUUAGAAUGACCUCGUACGUUCCACAGGGCCUGUCGCCCACUCAGGUGGGCUCCCAGUUCCAGACCAUGGGCCCCCAGGAGCCGCAGGAGUACAGCCUGUACAACGACAGCUUCUACAGCCCUCCGCAGCUCUCCAGCCCCCCGCAGCAGCCCCCCGCCGCCCUGCCUCCCACCACCUACGACCUCGGGGACUACGCCAGCACGCCCUCCAACCCCUACCUGUGGUUCAACGGCUCGGGCAUGAACGGCAUGCCCUACCUGGGUGGGGGGGGCAGGGCUCCUGGCGACCCCUUCGGGGGACAGCCCUACGGUAUGCCCAGGCCUUACCUGGGCACGGGCGGCGCCGCCGGGGACCUGAGCUGGUUCUCGCUGCCGUCGCAGGAGGACCUGAUGAAGCUGGUGAGGCCGCCGUAUUCUUACUCGGCACUCAUCGCCAUGGCGAUCCACGGGGCGCCCAACCGGCGGCUGACGCUGAGUCAGAUCUACCAGUAUGUGGCCGACAACUUCCCCUUCUACAACAAGAGCAAGGCCGGCUGGCAGAACUCCAUACGGCACAACCUCUCGCUCAACGACUGCUUCAAGAAGGUGCCCCGCGAUGACGAUGACCCUGGCAAGGGCAACUACUGGACCCUGGACCCCAACUGCGAGAAGAUGUUCGACAACGGCAACUUCCGGAGGAAGAGGAAGAGAAAGUCCGACACUCUUUUGAGCGAGGGAGAGAGCGCCGGCAGUCCCACAGGGGGUGGGCCCACCUCUGCCGAGUCCAGCCCCAAGGGGCACCUGGCCGAGGCCCAUAGCCCCUCCGAGCGCGGACCCACGCCCGAACCCGUGGGCCCCACGCCCUGCCUCAAGAGCUUCCUCACCCAGAUGACUGAGGUGUCGUCCACCGGCGGGCCCCUGGUCGGUGGCGGCCUUGUCGGAGUGGACACGGUGCUGCGGCCCCUGCCCUUGGGUGUGCCCAUGCCUCUCGAGGGAGCCCCCCAGAGGGUAUCCCCGAGCGAGGGCUUCGGCCCUUACUCCCCCAACGCUACCGUUCCCCAAUGGGAGGCCCAGCUCCCGCCGCCCAGCACGCUAGCGGCCGCGGGCACGCUAGCCACGCUCUCGUCCUCCCCGUCACACUUCUCCAGCGUCUACACCGACUCCCUGCUCAGCCACUUCAGCAGCGCGGCCGCCGUCGGAGGGGGCUACCCCGGCCUGGACACCACAGGACUGGUGUACCCUCGAGAGGGGACGGAGGUCUGAGAUCCCCAGACAAAGGACUGGUGACAUGACGCUUGAUCUGCUGUUGGUGUUUUUUAGUUGUUAUGAACUAACUGAAACUGAACUGAAAACAAGGCAAGCAGUAGAUGUCACAGACUGCUGAAGAUGCCUGCCUGGCUGGCUUGCCCGCAGGCACGUGCGUACUGCGUACGUGACACGAAGGGUGGAGAAGGGAGCAGACUGAUAGGGACUGCCUGACUCAGCAGUGGCCUCGUCGUGUCUCCAACCCCCCACUGGCCCUCCAGGCCCCAGGCUCUCUCUCUCUCCCCCAUUCAGUCAGUCCAACAGCUCCACUCUUGAGUAUGUGAAUGCUUACUGUACUUACACUCUCUGGUCUCAGCUACAGCUGCUGACUCCAUGUAUUCCUAGAGCGAGAGGGAGAGAGACUGCCAGUUUACCGUUUGUGUGUGUGUGUGUGUGAUGGCGUGCAUCUGAUGUAUGAGGAUACUGUACAAAUCCUCAAACAUCAGAUGGCUGAAUUCAUUCAUUUCUCUCACAUGUUCUUUUGAACAAAUGGGUAAAUGUAUGAUGAAUGAACUAUGAAACUCAUCAAUGAGUAAAAGUUGAGCUGAAUUAUAUCUUGUAAAUAAAAAAAUACCUAAGUUGUUUAUCAACCAGUGCAGUAAUCAGUAGACCUUGUGUUUGUUUUUUUUGUUUUUAUUUUUGUUGGUUCAUUUUCUUUGUAAUAUACUGUAUAUCUAUACAUCUGUAACUAUGCACUGUAUUUAUAUUUGGAAGAGCUGACUUUUUUGCAGCAACUUGUUUUUAACA